Molecule: messenger RNA, 810 nt
Organism: Drosophila miranda
Lineage: Eukaryota; Metazoa; Arthropoda; Insecta; Diptera; Drosophilidae
Gene: RpS8
Product: 40S ribosomal protein S8
Exons: 4
Coding region: 90-716 (208 amino acids)
Biological process (GO): maturation of SSU-rRNA from tricistronic rRNA transcript (SSU-rRNA, 5.8S rRNA, LSU-rRNA); translation
Cellular component (GO): ribosome; cytosolic small ribosomal subunit
Molecular function (GO): structural constituent of ribosome
Source: RefSeq, a predicted model, not a curated record
UAAUGGCAAAUGUCAAAAAAGUAACCUAAAAAUUUUGACACGAGGUGUUGUGCGUGUCUUUUCCUUUCUUUCUCGCUUUUUACUCGAACAUGGGUAUUAGCCGUGAUAGUGCACACAAGCGCCGUUCAACUGGUGGCAAGCGCAAGUCGCUUCGCAAGAAGCGCAAGUUCGAGUUGGGUCGCCCCGCCGCCAACACCAAGCUCGGCUCCAGCCGCGUGCACUCUGUGCGCACUCGUGGAGGCAACAGCAAACUGCGUGCCCUGCGCCUGGAGAACGGCAACUUUGCCUGGGCCUCUGAGGGUGUUGCCCGCAAGACUCGUAUCGCUGAUGUCGUCUACAAUGCGUCCAACAACGAGCUGGUGCGCACCAAGACACUGGUGAAGAACAGCAUUGUGGUCAUCGACGCGACGCCAUUCCGCCAAUGGUACGAGUCCCACUACGUGCUGCCCUUGGGACGCAAGCGCAACCCCAAGCACGCACAGAAGGAGGAUGAGAACGAUGUGCUGACCAAGAAGCGCAGUGAAAAGGUCAUGAAGAAGUACCUGGAGCGUCAAAAGUUUGGCAAAGUUGAGCAGGCGUUGGAGGACCAGUUCACUUCUGGCCGCAUCUUGGCCUGCAUUUCUUCCCGCCCCGGUCAGUGCGGUCGCUCCGACGGCUACAUUCUGGAAGGCAAGGAAUUGGAGUUCUACCUUAAGAAGAUCAAGUCUAAGAAGUAAAGGCACUCUAGAUAAGCUUGCAAGCGCAGCGCUCAGAUGAUCAAUGGACUUGCAAAGAAAAAAAAAUAAAAACCGAUUCUUUUGAUAGAAGAAU